AUGGCGGCAACUAUGCCGGCCACUCACGAUGAGCUGACGCUGGAUGCGCAACCACCUUUGGUUGACAGUGAUCAAGACGCUGAGGGGGAAGAAGACACAGACCUGUAUCAGAUGGACCAACAGUUACAAGAUGCUGUUCAAAAAGCCGAUGCUGAUGACGAGGCCGAAGAUGCCGAUUCCCCAUCUGAACCACUGCUAGAAGAUAACAAAAGCUACGAAGAGUCGGGCGGGGAGAACGAGGACGAGGUGUCGGCCGCUAGUGAAGAUGAGGGAGUUGUCAAAGCACCAAGGCUUCGUCGGCACCAAAAGCGGUCAGGAGCCGCCUCGAAUUCCGAUGGAAACGAACCUGACCUGGAUGUGCCCUUCGAGAACGGUUCCGAUAGACAUUCAAGUAGUGAUGAGUCGGAUGUCGAGGCGGAAGACUGGGACGUUGAAAGCAACGAGAGAGAUGACGUAGAAGGGGAUAAAGGGCCUCGGGGGAACUGCAUAUUUUGUGGCCAAGACGAAGACAAUGACCCGUCAGAAGACUUUGAAGAAUACCUCACCUGCGCAGUCUGUGGUGAUCACUCCCAUAGACAGUGUGCCCGCGAGCAGAAUGCUUUCAGUGACACCGAAGAAGCGGAAAACUGGCGAUGUGUGACUUGUGUGCAAAACAAGCUUGAACCCGACCCAGGACAACAAGCAGCAGCGCGGCGUCGAGCUGCAGCUCAGAAUGUCUCACGCGAUCUACUGGCAGCUUCGGCUGGCAGCGAAGGACCUGAAUCUCACUCGAUUUUCAAUAACUUGAUCGUUGAUGAUGACCCGAUGGAUGGAUCACGGUCAUUACGCAAGAGGAAAAACUCAUCUGCCGAAGCCCAAGACCUGCCUCUCUUAAGAAAGCGAUUACGGCGCACACCGUCGCAAGGAGCUGGCGAUAGCGCAGACGGCUCUAUCGAUGCUGAUGGUUUGUUAAGAAAUCGACCCCGUAGGGGACGCAGACCGGAUAAAGAGCUAUGCCGCAUUAUUGAAAAGGACGAUAACAAGUGUGUUGUUGCCUUUCACUUGGACUUUGUCAAAUUGGCCAAAAUUCUUAAUUCUCGCCCGCGUCCUUCGAAGGCAAGGCGGCGCAAGCCGCCAAAACCAGCGCCUGUGGAGGAAGAACCUCUUGCUCAUUUUGCCCCGAUCAUACCUACCUAUACUUCACCUUUUUAUACUUUCCACGACCGUGACGCUGAUGAUUCCAAAUCAAAACCCUACGGUGGUAUAUUAUCAGAAGCUGAUGCGGACACCAGCCGAACCCUUCCAACUCAACUUGAUCGGGAGAAGUUCGAGUCCGCGCGAAGGAAAGCAGAAGAAGACUGGCAAAAGAAGAUCAGGGAAUCCGACCCUGUUGGAGAAGUGAACCAUCGUGCAUCCCAGAAAGUGUCUGGCCCACCAAGCAAAAUUAAAUGGAUCAAUUUCGGUGGUUACGAGAUUGAGACAUGGUACGCCGCCCCGUACCCUGAGGAGUACAGCCGCAACAAAGUACUCUAUAUCUGCGAGUUUUGUCUCAAGUACAUGAAUUCCGACUUUGUUGCGUGGCGACACAAGUUGAAAUGCCCAGCCAAACACCCACCUGGAGAUGAGAUAUAUCGGGAUGGCUCAAUAUCAAUUUUUGAGGUCGAUGGGCGGAAGAACCCUGUCUACUGUCAAAACCUCUGCCUUCUUGCAAAGUUGUUUUUGGGAUCCAAGACUCUUUAUUAUGAUGUCGAGCCAUUUCUCUUUUACGUUCUGACAGAAUUCGAUGAUGUGGGCUGCCAUUUUGUGGGUUAUUUUAGCAAGGAAAAACGCCCUAGUUCGUCGAAUAACGUUUCGUGUAUCACUACGCUUCCUAUUCACCAGCGAAAGGGAUACGGAAACCUCUUGAUUGAUUUUUCCUAUCUCCUGACGCGAGUCGAGAAGAAGACGGGGUCUCCGGAAAAGCCACUGUCGGAUAUGGGCUUGGUGUCUUACCGCAACUAUUGGAGACUCGUCUUGAGUUACCAGUUACGCGAUCAGAAAACGCCUAUCAGUAUCGCUGAGCUCUCCGACCGAACAGGCAUGACUGCAGAUGACAUAAUAUCUGGUCUAGAAGCACUUCGCGCCCUCGUCCGAGACCCAGUUACCAAAACAUAUGCACUGCGAUUGAACUACCAAUACUUUGAAGAAUGCAUUCAAAACUGGGAAAGCAAAGGUUAUGUGAAGCUGAACCCAGUUUCUCUCUUAUGGACCCCCUAUGUGAUGGGCCGCAACAACCAAUCUCACUAUGAUCGUGCUCAAUUGCACACGGUUGCUCAGCGGGAUGAUGCUGAAGAGGAAGAGGAGGACGAAGAGGAAGAAGCUCCGGCUGUGGGCGGCCGUUCUCCCAAGAUAAAUGGAAUCACAAAUCCUAUUUCUGAAGGGCUUCCAUACGCGGCGGCAGGCCCUCCUUCAACAACAGCACUGUCUCUUGCAAGCUCUUCUAACAAGGUCAACGGAGAUCACGAUGCUACAACCGAACCACCCAACCCAGCAGCCCGUAUUCCACCUAGUCGAUUUCAGAUUCAUCCUCCUGUUCAGGGACCGGUUUUCAAAAGACGGCCAGGUCGGCCUUGGGGUAGUAAAACCAAUCACAGCCGUCUCUCAUACAAUUCGGGAUCUCGAACUGCGCGAUCUACACCUCGACGCACGUCAACCUCUUUGUACGGUGUAGGGACACCCGCAUCUACGGGCGGAUCAGCAUCUCGGCGGGCUAGGAGUGGACUAGGCGCCGAGCUGGGCCUUAGUGUCGAAAGCCCUUUUCGCAGUGGCAGUUUUGAGGACUCACAGGCUAUUGAGGAUGAUGAUGAUGAUGGUGGAGAUGGACCUCGAGGUGGUUUGGAAGUCACAGCUGACUCCGCCACGGCGAUGGAUAUCUUUUCAACAUCAGCAGAUCCGGAUCAGCAAGUGAAUGGGUUUGACAUAUCCGAUACUGGUACUGCUCAAGAGGAGACUGGCGACAAUGAAGCUCUUAGCACUGGUAACUCAACACCUCGUCGCACGCGAAGGGCAAUCGUCGAUGAAAGAGAGAGAAGUACCAAGGGAAAGCCCGCCUCUCCUACAAUUAACGGCAAUGGCAGUGACAUCGACGCCGAAGGCGAGAUUGACGACGAAGUUCAGUUAUAA
Messenger RNA from Talaromyces rugulosus, 3141 nucleotides. RefSeq lists its product as uncharacterized. Gene Ontology annotation, molecular function: histone acetyltransferase activity. The transcript has 4 exons. Lineage: Eukaryota; Fungi; Ascomycota; Eurotiomycetes; Eurotiales; Trichocomaceae. Gene Ontology annotation, biological process: regulation of DNA-templated transcription. Bases 1 to 3141 code for a protein of 1046 amino acids. The record is from RefSeq and is a predicted model, not a curated record.